AUGUCAAUCCCGCCACAGCUUAUCCGUGUGAAGCGCAAGAGGGUCGACGAGACGCCAGUCACAUUUCUUCAAUUCGAUCAAGACUCCAAGCGUCAUCGAACCGGAAGCAAUUGGGCAUACCAGCGUCGCGAAGUAGCCGCUCAACAACCUCGACGAGAGAGCAAAUCUACCCAGCCCGUCAUUCAUGUGUCCCCCCCAGACACCACGCCAGGUCGCAAUAAAAGAAAAAAUGAGGCCAAUACACCGAUAAAGCCAGCGCAACACGGUGGCGUAGCAUCCUGCCUCCCUGGACCUCGCAGGUUCCGUGUGUCAAAAUCCAUGUCGGCAAAGGGGGCGACCCAAGCACCUGGUUCCGGAGUCUCCAAGAAGAACAGAUUCGGUCCAGCUGUGUUUGUGGAGUCUUCCGGAAGGAAGAAGGCUCCAAAACUACCCGAAAACCUAGCAGCCGGCCAGCCGACACAGCUCGAGAACGGAUUGCACAGAGCGGAACGGAACCGAGAGGGCAGCAUAGAACAGACGCGGCUAAAGCGGCCAGGAGUAGCAAACAAAUCGUGCGGCACAACUUCGCAAAAUGCAACUCCGAGCUGGGCUCCUCUGCCUGUUUCAUUGAUAGACCGUCACAAUCAGGAUAUGGAUAAGAUAGCAAACGACAUGAAUGCAUGGGUGCUCCACGAGUUGGGUGCCAAUCUUCACAGCAUGGAGCAGGAUAGUAAGCCGUCGAGGUUCAAACCCAAGAGCCCGGCUAAGCGCUUUCACGAACGACACCCGGAGCCUUCUCCUCCCCAGAGCUCCGGGACUGCCAUCGAUAUCACAAUGAGUGACCACAGUGAUGAAGAGGGAGACGACGACGACUGGGUAAUUGAAGAGUACGUCCGCAUCCCGGCUAAAUCUGUAGCUUUGGACGCGGGCCCAGCAGACGUCGGCAUUCUUGUUCUCGGAGACGAGGAGGAGAGUCUUCUCUUCUUCGGGUCAGCGAUCGACGAGGAUGACGAGCUCGACGAAGACGACGAAGACGAGAAUGCGGAAAACUACUACACGGCAGACUACCCCGAGGACGAAGUAGACUCUGGCGACGAGUACGGUCGUGACGCCUACCUUUACCGCCACGGAAACAACUCUGACGAGGAGUACGACAACGAGUACUACGAGGAACAGGAUGAAAUGGCACUCGAGGACGGCGUCGAUGACGACGACGAGGCCCGUAUGGCACGCAUCAAAGAGUUCAUGAAGCGAAACUCCGCAUUCCGUUAG
Molecule: messenger RNA, 1251 nt
Organism: Metarhizium album ARSEF 1941
Lineage: Eukaryota; Fungi; Ascomycota; Sordariomycetes; Hypocreales; Clavicipitaceae
Product: Transcription factor Iwr1
Exons: 3
Coding region: 1-1251 (416 amino acids)
Biological process (GO): protein import into nucleus
Cellular component (GO): cytoplasm
Source: RefSeq, a predicted model, not a curated record